Messenger RNA from Adineta ricciae, 852 nucleotides. The record is from the annotation of a GenBank genome assembly. Lineage: Eukaryota; Metazoa; Rotifera; Eurotatoria; Adinetida; Adinetidae.
AUGGCGUUAAAUGAAAAAGUAUUUGAAAAUCCACCAGAUUAUGAUGAUUUACGAACAACUGUAGAACCUUCAAUUCCUCCUCUUGAAUUAGCUUCAUAUAAUCUACCGUCAUUAAGUCGUUCUAUUGAACAAGGAAUACAAGCUGAUGAAAUUAGUAUAAAAGAAAAGUGUUCUUUCAACUGCUUAAAAUGGAUAAUCUUGGUUUUAAGUUUCAUUUUAAUUGGUUUACUGAUACUCUGCAUAGUUCUGAUUAUUUUAUUUGUAAUGAAAUCUCGUUCAACAAACAACGCAUCGGCAAUAUUAACGGCAACCUCGACGACGACGACGACGACAACAACAAUAACAACAACAACAUUAAAUCCAAGUUGCGUGACUGGCAAGGCAUUAAUAACAUUCGAUGAUCUAUCGCUUAAAUCUCAAGAACUCAUACCAAAUGGUUAUCGUAAUAUUAAUUGGGAUAAUGCCGAUAUUGCGCUUUCUAGUGAUCCUGCAAUUGGAGGAAGUGGCAUGGUAACAGUUAUGAUCAGCGGAAAUGCUGCAGCAUUCAAUGAACGUGCCAGUGCACUGACUAUAAAAGGUACGAAUGGUAGUCGUUUUACUCUAUAUUCUGGUGCAUUUGCCGCAGUCUGGUCUGAUAAUUUACAAUUACAAGUAGUUGGAUAUCGUUCUAAUACAAUCAUUGCCAAUAAUAUUUAUACACUUCAAGUCUUCAAUGUGUCAUAUAUAACAUUUGACGGAUAUUCCAGACUUGACUCAGUUGUGUUUUCAACAUCGGCGGGAACACACAAUUUAGAUGUAGUGGGUAGUGGCAGGCACUUUGGGAUGGAUAAUCUUUGCUUAACUUUUCCAUAA